This is a messenger RNA of Ectocarpus sp. CCAP 1310/34, 1298 nucleotides long. The record is from the annotation of a GenBank genome assembly. Lineage: Eukaryota; Phaeophyceae; Ectocarpales; Ectocarpaceae.
UCCACCCAAGCAGCAGUCUGCAACCAGACUACGUACCAUCGCACCACACUACUGUUGUAGCGCACCGUCUCGCUUACACAGCACAGACCGUGGCUACCCAUCACGGAGGUCGAGAUGAACCCCAGCGAAGCAGCGAGAUCAUCCACAAGCAAGCAAGCAGGAAACCCAUUGGCACCGGCGGUGUACACAGACUACAGCAAAGACGAGGACGCCCGCAUCAACGAGUUGGUGCAGGUGAGGGUACAACAACGACUGGCCGACAUAAGGCGGCAACAAGACGAGGAGGAGCAGAGGACAGAGAACGUCCGGACCGGAAGCGGGCACGAGGCACGCCACCAGCAACAAGCGGGGCGGCCAUCGGCGAACCCGGCCGUAGAUGACAUCGCCCGCACUCUCGCCGACGCUCUGACCAGCCGCCUUCAGAUAUCACCCGCAGACACGGGCAAGGGGAAGAUGAGCGGGGAAGUGGUAUUGAGUGACCACAGAAUUCCAGUCGGGCUCGAAGGAAUAGACACGGAGGACUUGCGUAGGAUGCACUCGCCUGAUAGCGUAGAGAAGGCAAUUACGGCGUGGAACCUGCUGAUUACGUCUGCAACAUACAUGCCUAUCCUCACUCAGAUCAUCGCUGAUGGUAGUCCAAGUGGAGGAGCUGGGGGGCCGGGGGGCCUGCACAUGUUCGCAGCAAUGUUCGCCACCCGCGAGGAUGUGGAAGCCACUCUUCGUGCCAAGCGCCCUCCUGACAAGCCACCGGACCUUCCUCACUGCCUCGCCAGCGACCUCCGAGUGCCGAACACGUUCAAGGAGGCCAUGCGGUCUCAACAUUCAGAGUUGUGGGAUGAUGCAGUCGGUCGUGAGUUUUUCGGUCUGCUGGAUGCAGACGAGUACGGAUGGCCGACGAAAUUCAAGGCACGACUUGUAGCGCGAGGGGACAUGCAGAGGGCUUCGAUUGAUUUUGGAGAAUUGUUUGCACCCACCGUAUCCGUGUCUAGUGUGCGUUUGUUGGCAGCAUUGGCAUGUGAGCAGAACCUUGACUUGUGCCAUUUCGAUAUUCAGCAAGCAAUUGUGCAGUCUGAGCUUGAAGAGGAUGUUUUCAUGCGUCUCCCGCAAGGUUGUGGUAGGUUAUCUGGACUGAUCGUGAAACUAUGCAAGAGUUUGUACGGUUUGAAGCAGGCAUCACGACAAAGGCAUGCGCACCUGACGAGGUGUUUGUUACUUUUAGGAUUUGUGCAAUGUUUGGCGGAUGCAUGUGUUUUUCGAUUGAUGGAGGAUGGAUGUGUGAUCAUGAUCAUUGUGGUCCA